GGAAAUUAACUGUGUUUCUUAAGCUCCUUCUGUUUCAUGUUGAAACACAGAUCCACCUUCAAAACACUGUUUAAGAGGAAGUCAAGUCUUCAGCUAUUGCAACUGGGACUGACAAAGAGAAAGGCACUGAACAAUGAAUGAAAGUCACCAGCAGAGUGCAGCAACGAUGCCGAAUCAGACGUCUCACAAUCACCCCGAGUGUCCAAGUUCCAGCCACAGUCCAAAUCUCAUCCCAACGCUUUACUUUCUGAUGUUCCCCAUCGCCUUGUUGCUGAACAGCGUGGCAGCCUGGGUGUCCGUCCACCUGAAAGCCACGUCCACCUUUGUGGUGUACCUGAAAAACCUUGUAGCUGCUGAUUUGAUCAUGACUCUGACCUUGCCAAUUGAAGCUGCCAAUGAAUUGGCCGGUAAAUCCACCACACUGUAUGCGCUUACAUGCCGUUACUUCAGCGUCAUUUUCUACAGCACGCUGUCCACGUGCAUUGCUUUCUUGGGAUUUAUCGGCCUGGAUCGCUUCUUUAAGAUUAUGCUGCCACGCAGCAGAUUGUUCGGGCAAAAUCUGAUCUUCAGCAAAGUCACGUCAGCUCUGAUCUGGAUCAUGAUGUUUGGCUGCACAGGUUUACCAAAUGUUAUUUUCACUAACCAACCAGUAACCAAUCUUACAGCGAUCACCUCCUGCAUGCAUCUGAAAGGACCCGUCGGGCUUUUGUUUCAUGAAAAGACAGUCCUGUUUGCCAACGUGUUUUUCUGGGUGGUCAGUGUGGUCAUUGUGGUUUGUUACAUUUGUAUCGCAAACAAAGUCAUCCAGUCUUUUCGCAACUCUGGCAGCAUUAACAACCAGGGAAAUCAAAAGGUCAAACUGCGUGUUUUCAUGGUCAUCAUCGUGUUCUUCGUGUCAUAUGGACCGUACCACAUCGUGAGAAUCCCAUACACCUUCAUUCAACUCAGCGACUCCUCUGACGACUGCUCUUUUGAGGCACACAAGUUCGCCAAGGAGCUCAGCCUCUGGCUGGCCACCACGAACAUCUGCAUGGACCCGCUGCUUUAUGUGUUCCUGUGCCGAGAGUUCAAAGAGAAACUAAUGUUGAUGACGGAAAAAGUUUCCAUCUACUUGAAAAUAGUUCCUGCCAACAAGGAGGGGAGCAGGUCACCACAGUGCAAACUCUGACCGAGGCUUCAAAACAGAAUCGUUUCCACUUUGGUUUUGUAAAGUCAAUAUCAUGUUUUUAAGUAUUUAUUUUUUUUGUGACAGUGAGUUUUCAAACCCAGGUUAGAUUUUCUGUUUUGUAUUUCAAAAUGUAGCUUUACGAAGCUCAAAAACCAUUCUCAGGAAAUACAGUGAGGAUGGAUGUUAUAAACGGCAUGCUGCAUGAGAGGUGACUUGAAGUUCUAAAAAUAUCUACAAUGCAGUUGUAGAAGUUUGCACUAAGCAAACAAGGUCAUUUAAAUGAAACUUCCAUGCAAAAAUACGUCAAGUCAAAGCUUGUUGACAUUUGCAUUUGACAUUAAACAUACUGAUGUGUGUGGUGAAAGUUAAAAGGGGCAUGCCAAUAUAGGUGCUCUGCAGCUGGGUUGUGGGUAGUGUCUUUGGUUUGUGGUGUGCUGAUCAGUACCGAAAGUGUGUUUAUUAUGUUAAAAAAUAAAGCAGCCAUGUAACAAUAAGCUAGGUUUGACUUUUCAUUAGAACUGAUGAAGCUUUUUUAACUUUAGUGAUCAGCUAUUCCAAGAAAAACCUCCAAUGAACACAUUUUCUGCCUCAGGUGUAUCUAAGAACUUUGUAUAUAUGACUUAAAUUAAAAUCAGCAUUAUUCAACAUUAUUACCUAAAAGUGACUGUUUUGAAAAAUAUUCUGAAAAGAUUCUGAGCAAAACAACAAGUCCAUUGGGGUUUGUCGCAGAAAACACACGCUUGAGAUUCCUCUGUCAUGAUCACUGGCUCACAUCCUAAUAAAAUCACACAGGAAGUCAUGAUGCUGUGUUCUCAGUAUAUGUGCUAUUUUGAUCAAGAAGCCACAAAAGGGAAUAUAAUUCCAUGAAGAAAAGUCACAUAUAACUCAAGUGGAUUCUAACACGGCUGUUGUCAUUAUUUGAGCAAUCAUGCAAAAACAGCGAACGUGCACAAAUUCAGACACACAAUUUUAGAUUAUACUUUGCAUAAUUUUCUUGCAAGUACAUUUCCUGUUAU
Molecule: messenger RNA, 2184 nt
Organism: Salarias fasciatus (jewelled blenny)
Lineage: Eukaryota; Metazoa; Chordata; Actinopteri; Blenniiformes; Blenniidae
Product: P2Y purinoceptor 13-like
Exons: 3
Coding region: 134-1168 (344 amino acids)
Biological process (GO): negative regulation of adenylate cyclase activity; G protein-coupled receptor signaling pathway
Cellular component (GO): membrane
Molecular function (GO): G protein-coupled purinergic nucleotide receptor activity
Source: RefSeq, a predicted model, not a curated record